ACAUACACACAAAUAUAAAUAUAUACUUAUAUGUAAACUGUUUAUAAUUAGCAAUUUUUACGACGAAAAACUAUUAAAUAAUGCAAUUUUUUGCAUUUUAAGAAGUCAAAAUAAAACAAAGUUCAUCCAUAUACGAGGAGAGAAGAAACAACGCAGAUAAAGCUCCAAACUAGACGAAACGCGGAAGCAGAUACAACAUACGACUGUCAAGGAGAAAGAAUUGUGCCAAAAACAACAAAAGCAAUUUAAAUUAAAUACAUUAAGUAGUUGAUAUCAAAAGAGAAACUGACUGCAAAAUGGGGAACGCAGGCAGUUCCACCGUCCAAAUGCAAAACCGCCAGAAAUCCAACAGUCACGACAUCUCCACACCAAGUUCUCCCGCACAUUUUCGCGGUGGUGGUGGUGGGGGUGGUGUGAGUGGGGGGAGUGCUGCAACGGGUGGACCAGCUGUGGGUGGCAUGGGUGCUGUAACUGGCCAAGCUUUCUCAUUCGAUAAAAAGCAUACGGCAGUUUUAAACGAGGGCUCGUCUCAAGAAGACGAAGACCACCCUUAUUAUACGGGAGUGGGUGGAAGUGGAGUGGCCAGUAAACAGCGCUCAGCUGAUAGCAGCAGCGAAGCAACAGCUGGGCUACGCAGUAGCAAUAGUGGAGACGACAACGACAGCACAACGAUGGAGAAUAACGACGAUGAAACACAGCAGCAAUCCGUUGCUUCCCUGAUAGCUGGUGAUGAGGAUACAGAACCAAUUAAAACAGCGUUACCAACAGUUCUACGAUGGGAUGGCGGCGGUAAAAAUGUCACCAUUUCGGGCACCUUCUCCAACUGGAGGCCAAUCACAAUGGUCCGCAGUCAUGGAAAUUUUGUGACUAUUGUCGAUCUUCCAGAAGGUGACCAUCAAUAUAAGUUUUGUGUUGAUGGCGAUUGGAAACACGAUCCCAAAUUGAAAACCGUCGACAACGAGGAGGGUGAGAAAAAUAAUUUGGUCUCCGUGAGAGCAUCAGAUUUCGAAGUUUUCCAAGCUUUAGCCAAAGAUAGCGAGAAUGUGACUAAUUUCGCAGAGAAGGAGUAUUCCCAGGAAGUGCCUCAGGUUAAGCCCUGGGAAAAGGUAUCUGGACCGCCGGUAUUACCGCCUCAUUUGCUUCAGGUCAUAUUAAACAAGGACACACCACUUUCGUGUGAGCCUACUCUUUUGCCAGAGCCAAAUCAUGUCAUGUUGAACCAUUUGUAUGCCUUGUCCAUCAAGGAUGGAGUCAUGGUUUUAAGUGCCACGCAUCGUUACCGCAAGAAAUAUGUAACCACAUUGCUCUACAAGCCAAUAUAAGCUUUAAAGUGGUCAUUUAUUUGUAUUUUUACUCUAAACCCCUUUACACCCUUUCCUUUUUUUGUUUUCGAAAAAUCUUUAAAGAGUUGAAUAGAAAUAGGAUUUCGCUUCUUUAUAAUCUUUUAUUCGUGUAUAACUGUUUUUCAAGCGUUGUAAUAUUUUGAUAUUAGUUAAAUAUACUGAAUUCUAAAAAAAUA
Messenger RNA from Drosophila willistoni, 1519 nucleotides. RefSeq names its product 5'-AMP-activated protein kinase subunit beta-1 (gene alc). Bases 297 to 1322 code for a protein of 341 amino acids. Gene Ontology annotation, biological process: signal transduction. The transcript has 3 exons. The record is from RefSeq and is a predicted model, not a curated record. Gene Ontology annotation, cellular component: cytoplasm; nucleotide-activated protein kinase complex; nucleus. Gene Ontology annotation, molecular function: protein kinase binding. Lineage: Eukaryota; Metazoa; Arthropoda; Insecta; Diptera; Drosophilidae.